Molecule: messenger RNA, 2217 nt
Organism: Fusarium tjaetaba
Lineage: Eukaryota; Fungi; Ascomycota; Sordariomycetes; Hypocreales; Nectriaceae
Product: C2H2 zinc finger
Exons: 3
Coding region: 1-2217 (738 amino acids)
Biological process (GO): DNA-templated transcription; regulation of transcription by RNA polymerase II
Cellular component (GO): chromatin
Molecular function (GO): RNA polymerase II cis-regulatory region sequence-specific DNA binding; zinc ion binding; DNA-binding transcription factor activity, RNA polymerase II-specific
Source: RefSeq, a predicted model, not a curated record
AUGGCUCAUAGCUCAUUGAGAGCCCAACCAUUGGCGUCAUCAGAAGACCAGCCGGGCACAGUGACAUCCGGUCAGUCGGGUGCUGAUAUGAUCUCUUCAGCUAUUCCUGAACACGUAGGUAUUCCAGGGACCGACCAAUCCACGAUCGGUAGUUUCCAGCAAACGACAGAGCGAUCUACCUCGAUCGGAGGAGGCACCUCUACUGAACCUCAUGAAGGAACUUUGAGUACAGACGGCUUCGACUUUCUGGAGCUUGGAGACAUGUAUCACGACUCUACCUUUGACUUUAUGCAUUUCAAUGUCACGGGCGAUCCUCACUCUCCAGAAACCCUCCAGUAUCUAAGUCUGGUGCCAGACCAAGACAACUUGCCUGUCUUGCCCCCAGAAUCUCUUGACCUUGACCCAGAUGGCCAAUCGUCCCACCCAAGCCAACACCAACCAGUACUCAAUCCGUCAACAACGAGAACGCCGAGAGAUUGCCAGUCUUCAGAUGACGAUGAAGAACUUCCUAGAUUUCCAUCAACAGCAGUUUACAAUGGGGAAGCGAUUGAGACAGGUAGUAAUUCCGCAGAAGUCGACAGUCUAUGCUCUCUUGGCCGCUUGGGGCUUAAUAACCUCCAUCUGACGGAAACAAAGAGAGCUGAGAUUCUUGGGCUCAUUAACGAUAUCAGGCCAGUAUAUCCGAAUGGAACGUCGAUCGAUGAGAGUACAGCAGACCUGUCCCUCGCCCUAAUGCAUGAGUACCUGGACUUGUUCUUUGCCAACUUCAACUCUUGUUACCCAAUGAUCCAUACACCGACACUGGAGGUUCUCGACGCGGAACCAUUGUUCCUAUUAUCUCUGAUUGUCCUUGGGGCUACGUAUAAAGACAAAGAAGACCACCAACUCUCAGUGUGCCUAUACGACGCCAUGACGCCGUACAUCUUGAGCGGGCUCAGUGGUAUCAAGGUUCCUGACCUCUCCAUCCUUCAGGCCUUCAUGGUUCUAGAAUGUUAUGGAAUGUAUCGAGCCGGAGCAUAUCAGCGCGAGAAGUCCAUAAUAAUGCAUACGUUUCUGUUCAACGCCAUCAGACGACUUUCCCGUUAUCAUGUGCGGGCCAGGAUAAUGGUUCCUGACUUGAGGACAGAUCGCGAGAAGGACUGGAAAGCAUUUGCGUACAUCGAGCAGUACAAACGCUUGAUAUUGUUUAUCUUUAUGUGGGAUACUCAAAAUGUCAGCUACUACUCGUUCAUGCCAAGCAUGUCUACCCAGUCUAUUCAAGUAAAUCUCCCUUGCUCCAAGGAGCUUUGGGAGGCCAAGGAUGAAGAGGCAUGGAACGCCAUCAUUUCCAAGACUGAUCCUCCGAUGAUCAACACCAUGGUAAAGAACUUUAUCGAGGACGGUGGCAACAUUUGGUGCGAGACGUUAGACAGCCUGUCUCUGAGCUUUAUCCUACAUGGCUUGAUGUCAAUGUGCAACGACAUGGUUCAUUUUCACAACCAGUCCAUCUAUCUUGGAAAUGCCGCGCAAGGGGACGACAACAAUUGGCGCUGCCGGAUGACAACUGCACUGGAGCUGUGGAAGACGAAAUAUGAUGCUUGCGCUAUGGGCACAAGACAGACUAUCGAUGAAGACUUGUCGCUACACGAGUUCCGCCAGGAAAACGUUGCCUUUCUUGCGCUCUAUCACACCGCACAUAUUGUCGUCAAUGCAGAUAUCCGUCACCUCCAGAUUGCAGCAGGCGCGGAGGCGAUCUUUGGACAUGUUGUAACGAGCGCGGAGCGUGAAGAAAGUACCAAGGCGGUGAUCGAGUGGGUGCGGCUAUCUCCUGAAUCGGCUGGUCAUGCUGCGUGGCAUGCUGCACAGAUGAUUCGCGAGGGUCUGUUGAACCUGCGGAAUUGGAAGGCUAACGGCAUGUUCCAUUACCCGUGGUGUCUCUACAUCGGCGUGUUGACGACUUGGGCCUUUGUGCACUUCUCCCAAGGGCAGAAUGAUAGCCGUCGAGGCUGUCAUCAUAGCGCUGGCGGAGAGGAUAUUUUACAGGCACAGUCAAAGGCUCUUAUGCACCAGACCAUUUCUAAUAUGGCAUCUUGUACUCCGGUAACUAUUGGCAGGGACUUGCAUAGAUGUUGCCCGCAUGGUUUAGCUAUUGAAGUGGCAAAGUACCUCAAGACGGUUCGAUGGACUGCUGCCUUUGAAGCAAUGAAGGUCCUUGAGGGUAUCGUGGAGAUGGAAUAA